Molecule: messenger RNA, 1002 nt
Organism: Thermothielavioides terrestris NRRL 8126
Lineage: Eukaryota; Fungi; Ascomycota; Sordariomycetes; Sordariales; Chaetomiaceae
Exons: 3
Coding region: 1-1002 (333 amino acids)
Source: RefSeq, a predicted model, not a curated record
AUGGCGGACUCUCCUGCCGAGGACAAGAUCGUCGGACUCGCUGGCGGCGACCAGUCGCUCGCCGUUGAGAAGCCGAGCCGCCUGCUGAGAGUGGCGCGCGAGAUCCGCUUGCACCUGUACUCGUUUCUCUUGAAGCGCGACGACCCGAUCGACACCGUUCUGGUCCCGGCAAAUACCCGGAUGAUCACCUUUAACAGCGGUUUUUGGGGUGUUAAGGUCGAGCACAUCGGGGCGACCUUCAGGGCCCAUACCAAGGUCAUGCAGCACAUCUCCGACUGGGACCCGAAGAACAUAUUCCUUGUCUGCCGCCUGCUCCACACCGAGGGCAGCAUCUACUACUACAACAACAAUUUGUUCGAUUUCCACUCGCCUGCUCAGUGCCAUGGCUGGUUCGCCAGGCUCUCUGCCAACACCCGCAGCCUGGUGCGCCACAUCGCCGUCCCGAUGACGCACAUCUCGUGCCCCUUCGAACCCCGCUCCUUCCUGACGAUGCUGCCCGACAUGGCCGCCAACCUGCAGACGCUGUACCUGGCGGACAAGAUCUGCGAAUCCGACAAUCCGCAGAGCAGCAACGUGCGCGACUGGCCUGACCUGGUGGACGACCCGACCUACUGGGACAAGUGGCGUAAGCGCUGGGGCUUUACCGCCGCUGCCGGUGGCUCGAACCAGCAGCACCAGGACGACUCGAUCCCCGUUGGCGGUCCCUACCGCAAGAUCACCGCGACCACGACGCCCGCGGGUCCCGGUGACGACGGCGAAAACGGAGACGCUGAGACGGCGCCGACCCAGCCUGGCGUUGACUCGAUGGCUUGGGGCCGCCUGGACAUUUUGUUGGAGCAGCUGGCCAAGAUGCCGCGUCUGAAGACCGUGUACUUGGGCCCCGGCUUUGAUGCUGGCUGGGACCAGCCUGUUGCCCAGGUUCUGCAGCAGCUGGAGACGGCGCGCGAUAUGGAGGACUUGGAGCGCAAGCAGGAAGAUGUGGACAUGACCGGCACGGAGUAA